UGUGUUUGUUUUGUUUUGAUGUUUUGUUGUGUUUUGUAUUUUUCCGGAAUGUUGUUUCCUAAUUGUUUUUGUAUUUUUCCAGAAUGUUUUGCUGAAAUUAUUUGUUCUGUUAUUCUUCUGUUUUUGUUUAAAUGACCUUAGAAUCUCGAUGACCUCAAAACUAUUUGGGAAAGGACAAAAGCAUUCCCGUUAAAAAAAUUAAAAAUUUAUGUACAUUCCAUUCUCCGUUUUAUUAAACUUUAUUAUAUUAAUUUUGAGUUUUGUUUGUGUGUGGUAAUUAAAAUAAUUAUUUUAAGAAAUAGGAAAAAAUGUUGAAAAAAUUUUUAUUUUUUGGUAUGCGAAGAAUUUUUAUUUUUAAAAAAUUUUAUUUUUUUUUAAUUAAAAAAAUAUUAUUUUAAAUCAUUUUAAUAAUUAAUUAAUUCUGAUAUUUUUAAUUAGUUGUUGUAAAUUAUUUCUGGAAAUGUUAUGUUUUUAUUCUGCUAUUUAAUUCUGGUUUGUGUUUUUUCCUGUGUUUGUGUUUGUUUGUGUUUUUGUUUGUUUUACUUUUAUGUUUUUCCGGAAGAUUGUAUUUUUAUUCUGAUGUGUUUUUGGUGAAGUUGUGUUUUUAUUCUGCUAUUUAAUUCUUGUUUGUGUUUCUUCUAUGUUUGUGUUUGUUGUUUUGUUUUAAUGUUGUGUUUUUCCGGAAGAUUGUGUUUUUGUGUUUUUAUUCUGAUGUGUUUUUUAAAAUUAUUUUAUGUAUUUUUUGUAGUUCUAAAUUGUAUUCUGAUUUGUAUUUUCCUUCCGGAACUGUUUGUGUUUUUUCGGAUUGUGUUUUAUUUUUUUCCGGAAGGUUCUGAGGUUGCGUUUUAUAUUAGUUUUAAAAACAUGUUUUACAUGUUUUUCUGACAAAUACAAAAACAUGUUUUCCGGAAGCAAAAACAUUAUUGUAUGUUGUAGUUGUUGCAAUAACGUUAUGCUUUUCGAGACGGGAGGUGCUGAGAUGUUUAAGGUUCGAAUCCUUUAGUGGGGUUAAUUAAUUUAAUUUUGUUAUAUUCUUCAUAAAUUUCCAAAUUAAAUUUAAAAAAAAUUAUUUUUCAAUUAAAAAAUUUUUUUGCUUCUAAUUGCCCUCGUAUUCUUCCCUAAAAUAUUUUUAUAACUUGAAACAGACGCCCACUACCACAACCAAAACCUUCUUUUUGUUACUCACUUCCGUCUCAAUCUCCAUCCAAUUCACCCUUUUAUUUUUAUUUAUUUUUUCCCUCAAUUUAUUUGUUAGGAAAGGCCAAACACACACAACAAAUCUGUUUUUGGCCAACUGCUUUCUCAAUAA
Meloidogyne enterolobii is the source of this 1309-nucleotide messenger RNA. NCBI's taxonomy places the organism in Eukaryota, Metazoa, Nematoda, Chromadorea, Rhabditida, Meloidogynidae. The record is from the annotation of a GenBank genome assembly.